ACAUGAUGUUACGUCACCGGGAGGUGCCGCGUUUCCUGUUGCGGAAGUGAGAAACUCUGCUGAAACUCAAUGCCAGCCUGAUUUUCGCGCAGUUUUCUUAAUAUUUGUGUUUCAGUCAUACCUUUUCUAUAGCUAUAACAUCGCAAGAAUGACAGACACGGGAAAUCGUUUGCGUAAGUUGCUGGAAUCCCCUAAUUUUGACCCUCAAUCAUACGUGAAGCAGCUCUCGCAGCAGUCUGAUGGUGACCGAGAUUUACAGGAGCACCGUCAGAAAAUACAAACACUAGCCGACGAAACCGCACAAAACCUUAAGAAAAAUGUCUACAAAAACUACAGACAGUUUAUUGAGACGGCUAAGGAGAUUUCAUACCUGGAAAGUGAGAUGUAUCAGCUGAGUCACAUUCUCACUGAGCAGAAGAGUAUAAUGGAGAGCAUUACACAGUCUCUCCUGUCCACUGACAAAGAUGAAACAGCCAAAGAGAUGCUGGCAGCCUUCCCCAAAGAAACAGAAGAGGUGAAACAAAGGACCCUAACCACACUCCUGGAAAAAGUGGAGGGAUGCAACAACAUCAUGGAUACUCCAGGCAGAUAUCUGGUCUAUAAUGGUGAUCUGUUGGAGUAUGAUGCAGAUAACAUGUCACAGAUCCAAAAAGUCCACGCGUUUCUGAUGAACGAUUGCCUGCUCAUCGCCACAUGGCUGGCAAACAGACGUGGAGCUGUUAAAUACAAAUACAAUGCCUUGUACGAUCUGGAAAGCUUUGCCGUUGUUAACGUAAAAGACAACCCUCCGAUGAAAGACAUGUUCAAAAUCCUCAUGUACCCUGAGUGCCACAUCUUCAAAGCUGAGAACAGCAAGAUCAAGAAGGAGUGGCUGGAGAUCCUAGAAGACACUAAGAAAAACAAAGUGGCAAAAGACAAGCAUAAAAAAGAAGAGGAGGUGCCGACGUCACCGGUCAGGCAGGAAGUCUCCACAAACCCGUUCGAUGUGGAAGAGCCUCUGGAUUCAGAGGAGAUGGUGGAUCUGAGCCCCGAAUGGAUCCAGGAGCUGCCUGAGGACCUGGAUGUGUGCAUCGCUCAGAGAGACUUUGAGGGUGCUGUUGAUCUCCUGGAUAAGUUGAACGAAUAUCUCAAGGAGCAGCCAGUGAGUCCACGGGUGAAGGAGCUGAGAGGCAAGGUGGAUGAGCGUGUUCGACAGCUGACAGAGGUGUUAGUGUUCGAGCUGUCCCCUGACCGCUCCCUCCGCGGCGGACCCAAAGCCACACGGCGAGCUGUCUCGCAGCUUAUUCGCCUGGGCCAAUCCACCAAGGCCUGUGAGCUCUUUUUAAAAAACAGAGCUGCGGCAGUACAAACUGCCAUCUGGCAACUUCGCAUUGAGGGUGCCACACUGCUUUACAUCCAAAAACUCUGCAACAUCUUUUUCACAAGCUUACUUGAGACCGCUAGGGAGUUUGAGACGGAUUUUGCAGGCAACACUGGCUGUUACUCAGCAUUUGUGGUCUGGUCUCGUUCGGUGAUGAAAAUGUUUGUUGAUGCCUUCAGUAAGCAGGUGUUCGACAGCAAAGAGAGCUUGUCGAUGGCUGCAGAAUGCGUUAAUUUUGCCAGUGAGCACUGCAAGCAGUUGAGCGAGAUCGGCCUGGAUCUUACCUUCAUUUUACAGUCGCUACUGGUGAGAGACAUCAGAGCAGCUCUCCAAAGCCAGAAAGACAUUAUCAUAGAGGCCACUAAGCACCGUAACUCUGAGGAGAUGUGGCGUAGGAUGAACCUGAUGACUCCCGAGGCUCUGUCGAAACUUAAGGAAGAAAUGCGGAGCUGUGGGAUCAGCAGCUUUGAACAGUACACGGGUGAAGACUGCUGGGUCAACUUGAGCUACACCAUUGUGGCCUUCACCAAGCAGAUGAUGGCCUUCCUUGAAGAGGGGUUGAAGCUGUACUUUCCUGAGCUGCACAUGGUGUUUCUGGAGAGCCUGAGGGAGAUCAUACUGGUAGCCGUACAACAUGUUGACUACAGCCUGCGGUGUGAGCAGGAGACAGAGAAAAAGGCCUUCAUUCUCCAGAAUGCAUCGUUCCUGCAUGAAAUGGUGCUGCCUGUUGUGGAGAGGAGGUUUGAGGAAGGAGUGGGCAAACCAGCCAAACAGCUGCAGGAUCUGAGAAAAAGCUCUCGGGCCGUUAGGGUCAACCCUGACAGCACCACGUCUCUUGUUUAACAGAGACUGAAAUCAAUAUUGAUCAAUAAGACCACUCAUGCACUACCACAGAUGUCUUACAAUCUCAAUGGAUUUCACUUAGUACACUCAUAGACUUAUAUUUGGUGUUGUGAUGUACUCUCCAAUUCUUUAAGUCACAAAUAAAAACUGUAUAACACUUAAACUCAUAAUAUUAAAUGUAUUAAUUGUGCUUUAUACACUGAUCAGCCACAACAUUAAAACCACCUGCCUAAUAUUGUGUAGGUCCCCCUUGUACCACCAAAAUAGCGCCAACACGCAUCUCAGAAUAGCAUUCUGAGAUGCAGUUCUUCUCACCACAAUUGUACAGAGCAGUUAUCUGAGUUACCAUAGACUUUGUCAGUUUGAACCAGUCUGGCCAUUCUCGGCUGACCUCAUCAACACAGCAUUUCUGUCCACAGAACUGCUACUCACUGGAUGUUUUUUGUUUUUGGCACCAUUCAGUAAAUUCUAGAGACUGUUGUGCAUGAAAAUCGCAGGAGAUCAGCAGUUACAGAAAUACUCAAACCGGCCCAUCUGGCAACACCAAUCAUGCCACAGUCCAAAUAACUGAGAUCACAUUUUUCCCCAUUCUGAUAGUUGAUGUGAACAUUAACUGAAGGUAUUGACCCGUAUCUGCAUGAUUUUAUGCACUGCACUGCUGCCACAUGAUUAGCUGAUUAGAUAAUCGCGUGAAAGAUUGUUGGUGCCAGACGGGCUGGUUUGAGUAUUUCUAUAACUGAUGAUCUCCUGGGAUUUUCACACACAACAGUCUCUAGAAUUUACUCAGAAUGGUGCCAAAACAAAAAAAACAACCAGUGAGCAGCAGUUCUGCAGAUGGAAAUGUCUUGUUAAUGAGAGAGGUCAAUAGAGAAUGGCCAGACUGAUUUGAACUGACAAAGUCUACGGUAACUCAGAUAACCACUCUGUACAAUUGUGGUGAGAAGAACAGCAUCUCAGACUGCUAUUCUGAGAUGUGGGUGUGCUGUUUUGGCAGCACGUGGGGGACCUACACAAUAUUAGGCAGGUGGUUUUAAUGUUGUGGCUGAUUGGUGUAGAGAGGCAGGUGUUGAUUCUUCGUUUAUAAUUAAAUGUAUAUUAUAAAGCAAAUGGAAAUUAAUAUUAGAGUACCUGCACAUGUCUCUUACAGUUCACCCAAAAAUGAAAAUACUGUCAUAAUUUACUCAAGCUCAUAAUGUUCCAAACCUGUAUGACUUCCUUCUGUGGAACUAGGGAUAGGCGAUACCACUUUGCUUUUCGAUCUAAUACCAAGUACCAUCAAGGCCAAUAUCGAUACCAAUACUUAUUUUUUUAAAGUUCUGAGGAUAAAAUGGCUAAUUUUAGCCAUUUAAUAUAUUUAAAAACUGUAAUUUUAACAUGUAUAGGCCUGAACUGUAAAUGAUCAGUCCUAUGUUUUUGUUUAUGAUUUAUUAACAACUAUUUUAAAACAUUAUCAAUAUUUUAAUUUUAAUAAAAUUAUACAAGCAUCACAAAACCCAUUAUUAUUGUCACAUUUAGCUUUGUUGUUAUGUAGUUUGACAAAAGGUGAUGUUAGGCAGGAUGACAACCUUUUAGUCACCUUUUACUUUGUCACCUUUAAUAAAUAAAGAAAAAGAUGCUAUGAAAGUGAAUUUUGACUGAAGAUGUCAUUCUGCAUCUCCUUGAAAGUCAGCAAAUAUAGAAGUACAAUGAGGGUGAGUAAAUAGUGAAAUUUUUUAUUCUUGGGUAAACUAUCCCUUUGAAAAAUCCACACUCCAAACUAUUUGUCAUUUCAAACAUAAAAUAAUUUACCGUUAAACAUAAGCGAGAGUUUGUUCCUUUUGUUCAUUUGAAAUAUUAAUGUGCAUUAAAAUCGCAUCUGAUCAAAGAAAAUAUGAAUAAGUUGCAUUAAUUUAAUUUAUUUUUUAAAUGUAUUGCCCCUAAGACUUUGGAUAAAAAUUUCAAAGCCACAUUGUUGACAAUGACCCCGUGUGUUGGAAACACAAUAUACCUCUUUCAUUUGUUUCUCCUUAUUACUGCUGUUUUGGUUCUCUGCAAAACUACAUACCCUUGAUCAAAUAUUCACAAUGUCUUUUUGAACCAUGUUUUUGUUGUUUUAACCCUCCUGGCACAUAAUGUUCUUUUUUUCGGUUAUGAUAUAAGGAAAAUGUUUGUUGUGCUGUUAUUAACUGUUUAAAACAAGAACUUAAAUGCAUGAAGUAAACCGAUCUCCCUUCAUUAUUUGAUGUAGUCUUGUUUGCAAUGAUUGUGGAUAUUCACACAACCUUUUGGAUGCUAGUUUUUCCAGUAGCAUAAUCCUCUGGUUUAUGACAAGAGUUAAUUUUCGCUUGGCAGAGCCCCAAUCUAAUCUCACGCAUCAGUCUCGCUCUCUGAACAAAACGGCACGUGAGGAAAGGUUAAAUUAAUCCGAGUCCGUCAAGCGCGAGAGUGCUAUAGCUGCGCAGAUCGCCAACACUAGCUUGGAAAGCAAGGUUUUUUUUAUUUAUAUGUACUCUUCUGUCUUUUUUCUUUCUUAUACAGUAAAUACUGUAGACCUAUAUGUAGCCUACAACCCAGCAAACAGUGAAACAAUGGUUUUCUAUAAGCUCACCAUCGAAAGUAAAAUUUGUAUUAUUUACCAAUUAUUAAUUAAAAAAACUGUAUAAAAUGGUAUGUGUGUAGCCCUACAGCAAAUGAGAACA
Myxocyprinus asiaticus (Chinese sucker) is the source of this 4881-nucleotide messenger RNA. It is a transcript of the gene exoc8, whose product is annotated as exocyst complex component 8. The record is from RefSeq and is a predicted model, not a curated record. Gene Ontology annotation, cellular component: exocyst. The transcript has a single exon. Lineage: Eukaryota; Metazoa; Chordata; Actinopteri; Cypriniformes; Catostomidae. The coding region runs from base 149 to 2203 and encodes 684 amino acids. Gene Ontology annotation, biological process: exocytosis; intracellular protein localization; Golgi to plasma membrane transport.